This is a messenger RNA of Metarhizium brunneum ARSEF 3297, 921 nucleotides long. Its product is annotated as NmrA-like family domain-containing protein 1. Lineage: Eukaryota; Fungi; Ascomycota; Sordariomycetes; Hypocreales; Clavicipitaceae. Gene Ontology annotation, cellular component: nucleus. The record is from RefSeq and is a predicted model, not a curated record.
AUGUCCAAAAUCUUCACUGUCUUCGGCGCCACCGGCAACCAGGGCGGCUCCGUCAUCAGAGCCGUCCUCGCAGACCCCGUCCUCUCCAAGGAAUACAAACUCCGCGGCGUCACGCGCGACGUCAGCAAGCCGGCCGCGCAGGCCCUGACGGCCAAGGGCGUCGAAAUGGUCAAGGCCGACAUGUCGUCCCCCGAGGCCGCCGCGCCCGCCGUGCAAGGCGCCCACUCCGUCUUCAUGGUGACCAACUUCUGGGAGAGCAUGUCGGACAAGAUCGAAAUCGCGCAGGGCAAGGCCGUCACCGACGCCUCCAAGGCCGCCGGCGUCAAGCACCUCAUCUUCUCGUCCCUCAUCAACGUCACCGACGCCAGCAACGGCCGCCUCGCCCACGUCACCCACUUUGACGGCAAGGCCAAGAUCGAGCAGUACAUCCGCGGCAGCGGCCUGCAGUCGACCUUUGUCCAGCCGGGCCUCUUUAUGAGCGGCUUCUUCGGCUUCAUCCGGAAGCAGGACGACGGCAGCCUGGCCUGGGCCAUGCCCGAGGGCGUCAAGGCCGACCAGGCGCAGAUUCCGCUGUUUGACGCGGCCGCCGACACGGGCAUCUUUGUCAAGGCCGCGCUGAGGAGCACCGCCGACGGAAGGGUGAUUCGCGCCGCUACGGAUUACUACACCCCGUCGCGUAUCGUGUCUGAGUUUGAGGCCGUCACGGGCAAAAAGGUUGCGUUCCGCGAGGUGCCGCACGAGGCGUUCAAGGCGGCCUUCCCGCCGGCCGCGGCGCAGGAGUUGCUGGAGAAUAUGCUCCUGCUGCAGGCGCCGGGGUACUAUGCUGGCGCGGAUCUGAAGGACAGCUUGGAGCUCUUGGGGCGGGAUAAGCCGACUACGUGGAAGGCGUUUGUGGAGGAGAACAAGGCCAAGUGGGAGUAG